AUGCCUUCGCAAAGCCAAGAAAUCAAUAUCGAUAUAAACUCCAACGAGGACUCCGGUUCGAUAAAUGAGCCGAGGGAAGAAAGGAAUCAAGAGAUUAAGUAUGUGGCAGAAAAGAACGGAAGCAACGCUCCAGCCGGCCUUAGCUCGGACCAAAAGCUAGCUUUCGCCCUAAGAGACUUCCUGGGGCCCGCCAACAACAUGGUUCUCGCCGAUGACACACCAUCUCCGUCCAACAUUGAGCAAAAAUUGCCUUACAUAGAUGAAAUUCUAGAUACAGAGCUUGUCGCUUCUGAUGAGGAGGUGAAAACGUGUCAGGAGACUGAAGAAGUGCUGAACAAUGCGGCAUGUAGGUUGAGACGGUGGCGUGCAGCCUCUCGUAAACUUAGAAGACCACGUAUAAUUGAUAAUUUGUGUAACAGCAAAGAGUGUGGUGGGAAGAGUUUCAGUGGUGGUCAUACGGAUCUGGCUGACCGGCUGCGCAGCUUAGCUGCUGCUGGUAGCAUGUCUGCUUCAGCUGGAGAGCUGAUGUCGUUGGCUCCUCCACCACCAGCCGCGACAGCACCGCCCUCGCCUGGAUGCUUACUGACACCGACACUGGCCGAUCAGAGUUCUGCUGAAUAUUUCGGAUCUAGUCCAGAAUGCAGCAUAGACAUCGUCGGCACCAAAAAAACAAAUGCAAUAGGAACGCCCGUGCCACCGCCCGGGCCAAGGUACAAACUGGCAACGGAAGGGACCCUGAGAAUAUGUUCCUUUCAGCACACAAGGACUGUCGUGGAUAAAAUUCUCGCAGCCAAGUUCUUCAGGAGAUGGGAAAGUCACGUUCUGUGCCUGCUGGAUGAACACAUUGUGUCUAAAACACCUUGUGGUCAAAUGGAACGGCCGCUAACAUACAAUUCCAUGCAAGAAGUGUACUGCAUAUCGCGAUGGGAUCCAGCCAGAAAAUACUGCUUACGGAUAGUGAUGCCUCAUGGUUCGUUACUUCUACAGGCUAACGAUGCAUACACAAGAGACCAGUGGUACUACUCGAUUGUAUGGAGAAGAAAUAUCUUACGGUACAAGAAUAUCCUAACGAAAUCGGUGAGAAAAGAAAUUGUACUGAAGGAAUUAAAGGUGAGUUCUUCUUAA
Messenger RNA from Leptosia nina, 1125 nucleotides. NCBI's taxonomy places the organism in Eukaryota, Metazoa, Arthropoda, Insecta, Lepidoptera, Pieridae. The record is from the annotation of a GenBank genome assembly.